GGACUGAGACGACCAGGGUCUCCGGGCGAGGGGUGGAGAGUUGCGCGCCGCGGCCCGGCUCUGCCGCCCGCCAUGGGCCGCGGGGCCCGAAGUUUGCCAAGUUGGUCGCCGCGGGCCUGGGGCGCGCGCAGCAUGCGGGGGGGCCCGGUGCCGGGCUCGUGGGGCGCCCAGAUCGCCUGAGCUGCCCCCGCGGCCCCAAGGCGUGCGCGUGUGCGCGGGGGCUCGGGGGGCUCUGCUGAGCUGGCGCGUCCGGCCAUGGCCGCGGCCCGCUCCGAGCGGGGGCCAGCACUCCGGCUCCUGGGGCUGCUGCUGCUGCUGCUGGGGGCUCAGGGGGCGGCCUCGAGCGGGAACGCCACGGGGCCUGGGCCGCGGGGCGCAGGCGGGGGCGCGAGGAGAGGCGCGGGCGCCACCGGCCCCCCGCCGCUGCUGAGCCACUGCGGCCGGGCUGCGCUCUGCGAGCCGCUGCGCUACAACGUGUGCCUGGGCUCGGCGCUGCCCUACGGGGCCACCUCCACGCUGCUGGCCGGGGACUCAGACUCCCAGGAGGAAGCGCACGGGAAACUCCUGCUCUGGUCCGGCCUCCGGAACGCCCCUCGCUGCUGGGCGGUGAUCCAGCCCCUGCUGUGCGCUGUGUACAUGCCCAAGUGUGAGAAUGACCGGGUGGAGCUGCCCAGCCGCACCCUCUGCCAGGCCACCCGCGGCCCCUGUGCCAUCGUUGAGCGGGAGCGGGGCUGGCCCGACUUCCUGCGCUGCACCCCCGACCACUUCCCCGAAGGCUGCCCGAAUGAGGUGCAGAACAUCAAGUUCAACAGCUCGGGCCAGUGCGAGGCCCCGUUGGUUCGGACGGACAACCCCAAGAGCUGGUACGAGGAUGUGGAGGGCUGCGGGAUCCAGUGCCAGAACCCCCUCUUCACCGAGGACGAGCACCGGGACAUGCACAGUUACAUUGCUGGCUUCGGCGCCGUCACCGGCCUCUGCACACUCUUCACCCUGGCCACGUUUGUCGCUGACUGGCGGAACUCGAACCGCUACCCUGCUGUGAUUCUCUUCUAUGUCAACGCGUGUUUCUUUGUGGGCAGCAUCGGCUGGCUGGCCCAGUUCAUGGACGGUGCCCGCCGGGAGAUUGUCUGCCGGGCAGACGGCACCAUGAGACUUGGGGAGCCCACCUCCAACGAGACCCUGUCCUGCGUCAUCAUCUUUGUCAUUGUCUACUACGCCCUGAUGGCUGGCGUGGUGUGGUUCGUGGUCCUCACCUAUGCCUGGCACACCUCCUUCAAAGCCCUAGGCACCACCUACCAGCCUCUGUCGGGCAAGACCUCCUACUUCCACCUGCUCACGUGGUCGCUCCCCUUUGUCCUCACUGUGGCCAUACUCGCUGUGGCCCAGGUGGAUGGGGACUCCGUCAGCGGCAUCUGCUUCGUGGGCUACAAGAACUACCGCUAUCGUGCCGGCUUCGUGCUGGCCCCCAUCGGCCUGGUGCUCAUCGUGGGGGGCUACUUCCUCAUCCGAGGAGUCAUGACACUGUUCUCCAUCAAGAGCAACCACCCUGGUCUGCUGAGCGAGAAGGCUGCCAGCAAGAUCAAUGAGACCAUGCUGCGCCUGGGCAUUUUUGGCUUCCUGGCCUUUGGCUUUGUGCUCAUCACCUUCAGCUGCCACUUCUACGACUUCUUCAACCAGGCUGAGUGGGAGCGCAGCUUCCGGGACUACGUGCUGUGCCAGGCCAACGUGACCAUCGGGCUGCCCACCAAGAAGCCCAUCCCUGAUUGUGAGAUCAAGAACCGCCCAAGCCUUUUGGUGGAGAAGAUCAACCUGUUUGCCAUGUUUGGCACUGGCAUUGCCAUGAGCACCUGGGUCUGGACCAAGGCCACGCUGCUCAUCUGGAGGCGCACCUGGUGCAGGCUGACCGGGCAGAGCGAUGAUGAGCCUAAACGCAUCAAAAAGAGCAAGAUGAUCGCCAAGGCCUUCUCCAAACGGCGAGAGCUGCUGCAGAACCCGGGCCAGGAGCUGUCCUUCAGCAUGCACACGGUCUCCCACGACGGGCCUGUGGCAGGCUUGGCCUUUGACCUCAAUGAGCCCUCAGCCGACGUCUCCUCUGCGUGGGCCCAGCAUGUUACCAAGAUGGUGGCUCGAAGAGGAGCCAUCCUGCCCCAGGAUGUGUCUGUCACCCCCGUGGCGACUCCAGUGCCUCCAGAGGAGCAAGCCAACCUGUGGCUGGUGGAGGCCGAGAUCUCCCCAGAGCUGGAGAAGCGCCUGGGCAGGAAGAAGAAGCGGAGGAAGAGGAAGAAGGAGGUGUGCCCACUGAGGCCACCGGCUGAGCUGCCCCACCCGACCCCCGGCCCUUCCUCCAGCGCCGUCCCUCGACUGCCUCAGUUGCCAAGGCAGAAAUGCCUGGUGGCCACUGGGGCCUGGGGAGCCCCGGAGCCCUGCCGCCAGGGAGCCUGGACCCUGGUCUCCAACCCCUUCUGCCCAGACCUCCAGGACCCGUUCCUGCCCAGCGCCCCGGGCCCCACGGCCUGGGCUCAGGGCCGCCGGCCAGGCCUCGGGCCCAUCCACUCGCGCACCAACCUAAUGGAGGCAGAGCUCCUGGAUGCAGACUCGGACUUCUGA
Elephantulus edwardii (Cape elephant shrew) is the source of this 2607-nucleotide messenger RNA. RefSeq names its product smoothened, frizzled class receptor (gene SMO). Gene Ontology annotation, cellular component: plasma membrane; dendrite; cilium. The coding region runs from base 256 to 2607 and encodes 783 amino acids. The record is from RefSeq and is a predicted model, not a curated record. Gene Ontology annotation, molecular function: patched binding; transmembrane signaling receptor activity. Gene Ontology annotation, biological process: central nervous system development; smoothened signaling pathway; commissural neuron axon guidance. NCBI's taxonomy places the organism in Eukaryota, Metazoa, Chordata, Mammalia, Macroscelidea, Macroscelididae. The transcript has 12 exons.